AUGGCAAGCCAUAUGCUACUGAAGGAACUGUCUCCCUCUGAGAAAGCUUUUCAGAGACAACGUGACCUAGCAUCUGCUAUUGGCCACGGAUUUCUCAUCUACGACAGCUCAUUCAAAGCAAUCGUCGGCACUUCUCCAAGUCUGGACUGUGUGCUGGAAGACGAUUUUCCAUUUGCCCAUGAAGCUGCUGUAUACCUCCCCAACCAAGACUCGUUAUUUGUCACCAGCAACAGGUGCAAAUCAAACCAGAACGAUGGCGGUUCAAUCAUGAUCCACAAGCUGAGAAGAGAGAAUGCCAGCACCUGGACGAAAGAAAGGAUCGAGACCGACAUAGUCAUGGCCAACGGAGGCAUCAACUACCAAAACGGCAUACUUUUCUGCGAUCAAGGAGAUCAUUCGUCCAAAGGUGGUCUCGUCUCCAUGGAACCCGAUGCCCCUUACAAAGCCCAGAUGCUCGUGAACAGCUAUCAUGGGCGAAGGUUCAACUCUGUCAAUGAUGUCGUGAUCAAGUCGGACGGGUCGAUCUGGUUUACCGACCCGAUUUACGGCUCUGAGCAAGGCUUCUGCCCAAAGCCGCAGUUGCCAAACCAACUUUACCGAUUCGAGCCCGCGACCGGGAGCGUCAGGGCAGUCGCCGACGGUUUCGGACGGCCGAACGGCUUGUGUUUCUCGCCGGACGAACAGACACUCUAUGUUACCGACACAGAUUGGGUUCACGGCGACGGGACCACAGACGAUACCCGCGCCUCUACUAUCUAUGCGUUCGAUGUGAUUCGCCGUUCAGGGGCGGACUUUCUGGCCAAUCGCCGGCUCUUUGCCAUGGCAGACACGCAGAUCCCAGACGGCAUCAAGUGCGAUACAGUCGGCAACGUGUAUUCGGGAUGUGGUGAUGGUCUCAACGUCUGGAAUGCCGGCGGUACCUUGAUCGGCAAGAUUCUAGUACCCGGUGGUGUCGCGAAUUUCUGCUUUGGCCGCAGUGGGGAACUAUUCUUGCUGAACGAAACCAAGUUCUGGGUGGCAAAGAUAGCGCGAUCGGUCCGAGGGGCUCUGUUGGAAGGUAUGGGCAUUGAUUGUGACAAGCCUUGA
This is a messenger RNA of Aureobasidium namibiae CBS 147.97, 1086 nucleotides long. RefSeq names its product calcium-dependent phosphotriesterase. The transcript has 3 exons. The record is from RefSeq and is a predicted model, not a curated record. Bases 1 to 1086 code for a protein of 361 amino acids. NCBI's taxonomy places the organism in Eukaryota, Fungi, Ascomycota, Dothideomycetes, Dothideales, Saccotheciaceae.